Rana temporaria (common frog) is the source of this 843-nucleotide messenger RNA. Its product is annotated as protein S100-A1-like. The record is from RefSeq and is a predicted model, not a curated record. The transcript has 3 exons. Bases 476 to 757 code for a protein of 93 amino acids. NCBI's taxonomy places the organism in Eukaryota, Metazoa, Chordata, Amphibia, Anura, Ranidae. Gene Ontology annotation, molecular function: calcium ion binding.
GUAUAACCAUAAUUACCUAACGUAGUAGGCCAAAUCCCAGCAUGCUCGCUGUUAUGUAAACAGGUAGCUCAAUCGGGCACCAUGUGUGAGACCAGCUGAUAGGAAUACAAAGAGAAGAUCCUUUAACACGACUCAUUAACAACAGGUGUCUGGCAUCUCAGAAGGUUCUCUACGUGUCAGGAGUCGGGUUUCCUGUGGUCUCCCGGGUGAUGUGCCAGAAGUCCACAAUGAUGGUAUGGAAAUGAGACCGGCGACACCCGAUAAGGACAGACCUCAUUGUUUGGGAUGUAACAGAUACGCCGGAGGAGAUGAUGAAAAGGAGACCAGCAGUGGGGAUGACCAAAGGUGAGCAGUCAUUGCCGGGUGCUACAGAAGAACAGCCACUGGAUCCAGUCUGUUCCAGCUUCUGAUUUUUGGUGCUACACCCAACCAAACUUCGACUCAUCCCCUUAUCUACUGACCUAUCUGCCCCAAGAUGUCAAAACUGGAAAAGGCCAUGGAUACUCUUAUCGAAGUCUUCCACACAUAUUCCGCUCGGGAAGGUGACAAGCACAAGCUGUGCAAGAGGGAACUGAAGGAUCUUCUACAGAACGAGCUUGGAGAAUAUCUUGAGGAGCAGAAAGAUGCCACCUCUGUGGACAAGAUCCUGAAGGAGCUGGAUGAGAACGGAGACGGGGAGGUGGACUUCCAGGAGUUUGUCAUCUUGGUGGCCUCUUUGACCGUGGCCUGCAAUACCUUCUUCUGCGAGAGCAGCUGAGCCGACCAUUCAUUCCACCGGCAUGGAGGAGACCCUUGUACAAAGACUGACGUCUCAAUAAACUAGAAAUUUAUCCUUUAACUGCC